Verticillium dahliae VdLs.17 is the source of this 1503-nucleotide messenger RNA. Its product is annotated as splicing factor 3A subunit 3. Gene Ontology annotation, molecular function: zinc ion binding; RNA binding. The transcript has a single exon. Gene Ontology annotation, cellular component: spliceosomal complex; nucleus. Gene Ontology annotation, biological process: mRNA splicing, via spliceosome. The record is from RefSeq and is a predicted model, not a curated record. Lineage: Eukaryota; Fungi; Ascomycota; Sordariomycetes; Glomerellales; Plectosphaerellaceae. Bases 1 to 1503 code for a protein of 500 amino acids.
AUGGUUUUGGAGGAGCAGCGAUACAUCCACGAGGACCUCGAGCGGCUCGAACAGGGCAUCUCCGAACGGAUUGAUGAGGAACCGAAGCACAUUCGCGACCGAUUGAACCGCGACCAUGAAGUCGCCCAGUUGCUGGACCAGAUCCAGGCGCAAUCUUCCAAGCUCCUCGAUUUCUACCGCGACACCGACGGUCACCUCUCCCGGGAAAUCCAGCAACUCAGCACUGGCGACCCCUUUGAGCAGUUUUAUAACCAGCUGAAAGGCGUUCGCGAUCACCAUGCCAAAUACCCCAACGAACAGGCGGAGAACUUGGAAGCUCGGUAUCGGGCGACAAAGGCCGGCGAUGCGCCCAUGCCCUACAUUGUCGACUCACUGUUCUCUGGUGAAGAGGGGUUUGGGCGCUUCUUCGAUCUCUAUACGUCCCACGAGGCCUAUCUCAACCUGCCCAACGUCAAGCGCUUGACGUACCUGCAGUACCUGGAGGUCUUUGACAACUUUGCGCCAGGGUCCGGUGGCCUGAAACGAGGCGAUAAACUGACAGAUCAAUACUUCAAAUACGUCGGUGACUUGUCAGCGUACCUUGAAUCCUUCAUGAGACGGACACGACCUCUGGAAAACCUCGACAAGGUCUUCGCAGGCUUCGAGACGGACUUUGAAGCGGCUUGGGAAAAGGACGAGAUCCCUGGAUGGAAAAACGAGGGCGCUGCAAACGGCGCAAACACGACCAGCACGCCCGAUGCGAUAUGGUGCGAAGACUGCGAAAAGGAGUUCAAGAAUGAAAACGUCCACAAAGCACACUUGGCAGGAAGGAAACACAUCAAGGCCGCAGCAGCGCGACAAGCGCGGCAGGCAGACGGGGAGGAAAUCACAAACGGCAACGGAGCCAAGAUCUCGGCAACGCGGUUGAAGGAGCGCGCCGUGGCCGAGCGAGAAUACAGAGUGAAGCGCCUGGCGGCGGCCAUGAGCACGGAACGAGACGACACCCGUGUCAACGUCGAGCGCAAGCAGGGCAUGACGGAGCGUGAGCGCCAGCAGGAGCUCGACAACCUGAUGAGCCUGUCCGGCGGCGACCAGCAGGAGCGCACAGAGGACCAAGACGGCGAGGACGACGACGGCGAGGAAAAGAUUUACAACCCGCUGAAGCUGCCCCUCUCGUGGGAUGGCAAGCCGAUUCCCUACUGGCUGUACAGGCUGCACGGCCUCGGUGUCGAGUUCCCAUGUGAGAUCUGCGGCAACUUCGUCUACAUGGGCAGGAGGGCGUUCGACAAGCACUUUAAUGAAGCGCGGCACGUUCACGGCCUGCGGUGCCUCGGCAUCACGAAUACGAGUUUGUUCCGCGACAUCACUAGCAUCGAGCAAGCGACGAAUCUGUGGGAGAAAAUCCAGCGCGAAGCCAAGAAAAACAAGGUGGAUGACGGCAGCAUCGUGCAGAUGGAGGACGGCGAGGGCAAUGUCAUGCCCGAGAAGGUAUACUAUGAUUUGCAGAAGCAGGGCUUGUUGUAA